Fimicolochytrium jonesii is the source of this 612-nucleotide messenger RNA. RefSeq lists its product as uncharacterized. The transcript has a single exon. NCBI's taxonomy places the organism in Eukaryota, Fungi, Chytridiomycota, Chytridiomycetes, Spizellomycetales, Powellomycetaceae. The coding region runs from base 1 to 612 and encodes 203 amino acids. The record is from RefSeq and is a predicted model, not a curated record.
AUGGCGCUCCUGCUGGUGUUCCUCUCACUGUGGUAUCUGCUCGUGCGUCGCGACUUCACCAAACGCAGCGAAUACACAGAAGUGAGGACGACCCCCUGGGACGCCCGCGCCAUCUUCGAGAUAUGCUCCAACCUCUCACCCUUAAACGUUAUUAUCGAGAAAUGGUACGAAAAAGACUCUAGCAUGGUUCCGGGUACGCUGAUCUCAUAUGAAAGCGGGACCAUUCCUGUGCUUUCUGGAACCCAUCCUCGAACCUCCUCUGCACGGCAUCGUCGUCCCGGACGACCAUGGACCAUCCAGAACAAAAUUAGCGACAUGUUAAUGAAACACCUCCAGCAUUUCCCGUUCCUGAUUGAAGCGGCGCGCUAUUUGCGGCUUCUUGUCGUACCUAUCCCCGCGCUAGAGAAGGAUUUCAAGGACUUAAAGAUCCAAACAACGCGAGGGUGUAGCGGAGCUCAAGCGCGGUUGGCUGGUGUGGAAGCGGAUAUGGGCGCGUUGAAGAUCCGGUUAGGGAAUGUGGAGGUGCGGCAGCAGGCUGUGUUGGAUUCUAACCGGGUGUGGCGGGAAGUGAAUGAGGCGUCCAGGAGAAGAAUGGUCAGGUCAUGGGAGUGA